Messenger RNA from Dermatophagoides farinae (American house dust mite), 1161 nucleotides. Its product is annotated as ribonuclease Phyb. Gene Ontology annotation, biological process: RNA catabolic process. Gene Ontology annotation, molecular function: RNA binding; ribonuclease T2 activity. The record is from RefSeq and is a predicted model, not a curated record. Gene Ontology annotation, cellular component: extracellular region. Lineage: Eukaryota; Metazoa; Arthropoda; Arachnida; Sarcoptiformes; Pyroglyphidae.
UAAUCGCCAAAAAAAAAUUUGUACGAUUUAUUUUAUUGUUAAUAACGGAUGGUGAUCAUAAUGUCAUUGUAAAUUUGUUGCACUUUAUAAAAAUGUAGAUCGUCCAAGCAAAUCGUCAUUGUUUUAUUUUUCACCACAAAUAAUCGUUGGUCGUUUUAUAUUUUUUUGGCUGAUUUUUGAUUGAAUUGAAAAAUCGAACGAUGAAUUUGAAAAUUGUAGCAUUUACUACCAUCGCUGUUAUCAUUAUUAAUCUUGGUAUUGGUAUAUGGUACGGUUUUUAUAAACAAUCUAAUAAUAGUAUUGAGAUACGUUCCAUCAAUGCUAAAGUGAAUUAUUAUAAUGUUUUAUCCAUUAAUUGGCCAUUUACCGUUUGUGUGAAUGCAACAAAAUCAUGUAUUAGACCGUUACCGAAUCGUUGGACCAUUCAUGGUCUUUGGCCAAAUGGACUUGAUAAUUCAAUGAUUUUCGAUUGUACAUCAGAAAAAUAUGACUCAAAUCAGAUACGAAUGUUGAAAACACGUAUGGAUGAACAGUGGUUAUCGGUUAAAAAAUCUGGUAAUGAUGCUUUUUGGAAACAUGAAUGGCAAAAACAUGGAACCUGUGCAACUGGCUAUAGCCAAUAUGACUAUUUCAAUAAAACAUUGUCAUUAUUUGAACGUUAUGAUGUGAAUCGAAUGCUGAAAAACAAUGGCAUAAAUUAUGGUAGCCUAAUCAAUGUGGCUGAUAUUCGUCGUGCACUUGAAGCCAGUGGUCUACGGUCCGAUAUGUUUGUGAUACAAUGUAAAAAUUCCUAUAAACAACCAUAUCUAUUCGAGAUUCGAAUGUGUUUUACAGCCGAUCUAAAACCUAUGACCUGUGCUAUAAAAAGUAAUUGUAAAAAACCACAAGUUUUUUAUGUGAUGAAAUAAUUCGAUUCAAUUGUUUUCAAUUGGACAAUUUUAUUGAUGAUAAUUAUAAUUUCAACUAAAUAGACCUCUAAAAUUUUUCAAAUAUAUUUUUCUAUAUCGACUUAGUCGGUUCGUCAAUAAACACAAAUAAUUCAACGUUGCAUAUAUACGCCGAUAUAUUGCGAGUGGUAAAGAGAUGUGAUUUUUUUUUCAUUCAAUUUAAUUUUUUUGUAUUUUCAAUAAUUUUCCUCAUUCAAUUGAUUUUUUAAUGAAA